This is a messenger RNA of Micropterus dolomieu (smallmouth bass), 3160 nucleotides long. Its product is annotated as ubiquitin-conjugating enzyme E2 H-like. Gene Ontology annotation, molecular function: ubiquitin conjugating enzyme activity. Bases 238 to 789 code for a protein of 183 amino acids. Gene Ontology annotation, cellular component: nucleus. Lineage: Eukaryota; Metazoa; Chordata; Actinopteri; Centrarchiformes; Centrarchidae. The record is from RefSeq and is a predicted model, not a curated record. Gene Ontology annotation, biological process: ubiquitin-dependent protein catabolic process; protein polyubiquitination. The transcript is spliced from 7 exons.
ACGGGCAGAGGGAGUCUUCAGGACAGGACUCAACUAGGCAGAGCUGGUCAGGGAAACACUGAAGAUCUACUGAGGGGAGAAAAAAGUGGGCUAUGUUGCAGCUAGGAUCUUGUUUAUGGACAUUGUGGGAAGGCUGCUGAUACAGUCCCGAGGGCUUGUAGGUAUUUUCAAUCUGAAAGGUUGAGGUUGCCUCAUCACCGCAGUAUUUUUAGAUCACUUCUGAAAAGGAAUACAAAAAUGUCGUCUCCAAGUCCGGGCAAGAGACGAAUGGAUACCGACGUGGUGAAACUCAUUGAAAGCAAGCAUGAGGUCACCAUCCUCAGCGGACUCAAUGAGUUUGUGGUGAAGUUCCACGGACCACCUGGAACGGCGUAUGAAGGAGGCGUGUGGAAAGUCAGAGUGGACCUACCAGAUAAAUACCCCUUCAAAUCACCAUCAAUAGGAUUCAUGAACAAAAUCUUUCAUCCCAACAUUGAUGAAGCGUCGGGAACCGUGUGUUUAGAUGUCAUCAACCAGACGUGGACAGCUCUCUAUGACCUCACCAACAUCUUUGAGUCGUUCCUCCCUCAGCUGCUCGCCUACCCCAACCCUAUCGACCCUCUGAACGGUGAUGCAGCUGCCAUGUACCUGCACCGGCCAGAGGAUUAUAAACACAAGAUCAAAGAGUACAUCCAGAAGUACGCCACAGAGGAGGCUCUUAAGGAGCAGGAGGAAGGAGGUGGUGACUCCUCAUCUGAGAGCUCCAUGUCAGACUUCUCAGAGGACGAGGCUCAGGACAUGGAGUUGUAGUGAAGGGGGGGAGAUCCCGUCCCCUUCACCUCACAGCAGACUCUCAUUUCCUAAAGAGCAGAAACUCAGUACUAUAUUCAUAUUUAAACAAGACAAUUUUUUACAGCAACACAAGGAUUUUUAUUGCUACACAAGGAUUUGCAGUAUGAUAUUGCAGAAUAUUAACCCUUACUUAGGAAUUCACGACCACCUGCCCCAAGAGCCUGUAGAUCAGAAAGGAGUGCAUCAUUCAUUUCCAUGAUCUUUAGUGGCUUCAAUCGAGGCUUUCACACUGCUUGACAAGUCCAGCCUGAGCAGUGCCAACGCAGGAGGCAUGACGACAUGACAUACUGUAGUUUUGUAUUUUCUUCAUGUCUUUAUUCAAGCACUGCAGGAUGACAAUCCAUGAUUUCUGAGCGGUCUCAACUUCAAAAUAGCGUGGAUUUGCAUUUUUGUUGAACUGUCAGCUUUCUUUCUUUCUGUUUUUUGUGGGACACCGCCGGCCCGAGGAGUUGUCAUUACAACCAUCACUUCUGAGGAGUUGAACACCAGAAGGGCCACAGCACAGCUGUGUGUCUUUUUCGUGUGCAGACUGGCGUGGCUGCGGACGACCUCUCUGACAGGACUGCCCUCUGUUCAAACCUGCUGACACAUCACACACACAAACACACACCAUCGAACAACCAGUGCAUCAACCGUGAUGACGCCACAGCAUGUGCGUGUGUGCGCGCGUGCUCCUGUGUGCAUGCAUGAAUGUAAUCCAGGAAGAAUCAUGGCGUAUUGAUAACCCGUGUUGUACUGAAUCCUGAUGCUCAGCAGAAGAGAAGGUUCACAAUCCUGAUCCUUCUCCUCUCCAGCACCCCCCCCUCUCCGUUUUAGGAAAGUGUUUGUCAUUCUCUGAGUAUCUUUGUAUAUUGUGGCAUGACCCAGAAGUAAAGUUGUGUAGGGCUUUGUGGAGCUGUAACGCUGUAGACAUGGGGAGAACACCUGUGCACGGGGCCUCUGUGAGCCGGGUGGGGUUUAUCCAGGUCCUUGUUGAAUUGUUGAACUUUUAAACUUUGCCUAUUGCUUGUGUUGAACUAUAAUAGGUGUUUGACUUGCGUAGAGAUAGUUAGUUUCUUUUCUUUUUUUGCGGGUGGUGAAUCCUAUCAUAAUGUAUGGUUUAAUACUUAUAUACCACACUAGUUUAAAAGACUUUUUGUCCUGUAAAGAUGAGGAGAGUUAAUACAUCUUUGUCUGUGGGAUGAGUCUUUGUUGAAUCAAAUCCUCCAAAGACAUUUUGCACCCCUGCACCUCCCCCCACCCCUUCUUAUGCAAAUGUUUCCAUAAAAGAUCAUUUACAUUGUCAGACAGAAGUGCUCUUCAUUUCAGCCAUUCAACACUGUCACAUUUACGUUUUCAUGCCGUUGAUGGCCUGUUCUCCAAAUGGUGGGACCAAAAACUAAUAGAUCUGCAAGCUUAGUUUAUACAUCUCCACAUAAAAAAACAAAGGAAGCCCAUUCCUCCUCAGACUGGAAGAGUUUACACUGAGGUUAAGUGAGAAGACAAAUGCAUAAUGUUCCUCAGAGUGUGAAACUCUCAAGUGGCUAUCUCAGAUAAGGUCAAACUUAAAUUCAGGCCCAGGUUCCUUCUUCUGGACGGUUUAAAAGCUUGUGUCCUGGUUGUUUACCUCUUUUGGCGCCUGUGCAGAGGAGGCGUUAACAGAGCAGUGACGGUUUACUGUUAAAUUUCAUGAUGUUAGGCUGAUCUGCGUUUUAGAGCAGACGUGAAGCAGACUUAAUGCAUGUUUGUAACAUGCACUCAUCACAUCAGUUUAUAUUAUGUGUUAUUUCUGGAAGGAAACAAAAAUUAGAAUCAGCGUCAUAAUGGGCUUUUUCUUGUUUGGAGAAAAAUUUAUAAGAAUCGAAAAUUCAAUUAAUAAUCCCUUUCAUCAUCAUUUAAAAAAUUAUAUAAGGAUCUCUUCAGUUGUGUCUUGCAAGAGGGUUUACCUUUGAGAAUUAACAUAGAUUGGUAAAACUAGCAUGUUUUUUUGACAUGGCAUAAAAAGGUCAUCUCAUAAAUAGCUGAGUUAAAAUGGCUCUAAUUAGCCUUGAUUACCAAAUAUAUGUUGGUGUAGGUCUACUACAUGAUGUCACUGUCAGUUGUCAUUUGCAAGACUGUCCAGCCUUGUUUGUCAUUAUCUGGAUUCAUCAGUGUAUUAUGUAUGUAUUUUUUAUUAUUAAUGAGACAUAUAUUUGACGCCUAUAAUUAGUGUGAAUGUUUUUAUUUUUUAUCUUUUAAGCCCUAUGUCCAGGAUACAAGUCAAGAUAUCCCUGAUUUUUAAAAAAGCAAAAAAUUAAUAAAUGUGCUUCCCUUGUAACUUGAAGAAGGAAAUAAACAACAAAAAAAGUCA